UGACGUUAGUGUUUCUGCAGGUGCUAGACGCGGUGGUGUGUUGCGUAAUAGGAGCCUAAAAUACACUUUUAAAGAUGGCUUCAGCUACAGCUACCUAUGGACAGAAGGAGUCCUCAGACCAGAACUUUGACUACAUGUUCAAGAUCCUCAUCAUUGGAAACAGCAGUGUGGGCAAGACCAGCUUUCUGUUCCGCUACGCAGAUGACUCCUUCACGCCGGCCUUCGUCAGCACGGUGGGCAUUGACUUCAAGGUGAAGACCAUCUACAGGAACGACAAGAGGAUCAAGUUACAGAUCUGGGAUACGGCAGGGCAGGAGAGGUACAGGACUAUCACCACCGCUUACUACCGCGGUGCCAUGGGCUUCAUCCUCAUGUAUGACAUCACCAAUGAGGAGUCCUUUAACGCUGUGCAGGACUGGUCGACCCAGAUUAAGACGUACUCGUGGGACAACGCCCAGGUCCUGCUGGUAGGCAACAAGUGUGACAUGGAGGACGAGAGGGUGGUGGCAGGAGACAGGGGCAGGCAGCUUUCUGAACACCUGGGGUUCGAGUUCUUUGAGGCCAGUGCCAAGGACAACAUCAAUGUGAAACAGACAUUCGAGCGGCUGGUGGACAUAAUCUGCGAAAAGAUGUCUGAGAGCUUGGAUGCCGCCGACCCAGCAGUUACAGGGGCUAAACAGGGCCCCCAGCUCACCGAGCAGCCCACACCCCCCCACCAGGACUGUGCAUGCUAAAGCUGAGCGACCCUCCCCCCACCCCAUCCCACCAUCAACCCAUCCUCAGGUCCCCUUACAACCCCACCUCACCCUCACAACCCCCUACCCCCCGAAUCAAUGAAUCACUCCAUAUGGGUGAAUAGGUGAUGUUCACUCUGUUUCUCCCAUGAUCCUCGUGUCCUCUGCUCCCUUUACUCGGGUCCUCACUGUGGUCUUAAAUUCUGAACUUGAAGGUCUCUAUCCUGUCUGCCCCAAAUCUUCAUCAUUGUUUACCUUUUUUUCUCAGAUGAAUGGUUUUCUGAUAUAAGCCUUUGUUAGAGACUGAUGAAAUUCCAUAUUAAAGUAUGUGUUAUCAUAAACAGGUCAAUACUUUGGAAAUAGAGGGUUGAUAUUGAAGCCUAGUGCAUAUAUACUGGUCUAAGUCCCCUGUCUCUGUGUGAAAUAUAAGCAAACAUAUAUUGGAUCGCAUCAGUCACUGGUAUAGCAUCAUUCCAGUCUCAUAUUUUUGUCCAAUCAGCCUUUUUUGUCUUUAACUUACUUUUUGUAUACUGGUACCUCUUUCUUUUUUAAAGCUUUUCGCGUAUAAAAAAAAAAAUGUAAGGAAAAUACAAACAAAUUAUAGAUAGGUAAAAAGAAACAGAAACACUUAUUUACAUAUGUUUGGUUUAAAUGUGUAUGUAAAUAAUGUGCAGUAUAUAAUAUCUAAAGGUAUACAUUUAAAAAAAUAGAUUUUUUUUAAAGCAUAAAGAAAAGAUAUAUGAAGAUAUAUGCAAUAUGAGAGAUCAAUGUUGUAGACUUUCUCUGAAUCAAUUUAUUUAUGGUUUCAUUAAUCUCAUUGUCAUCCGCUAUGCCCAUUUAGACUAAACUUCUUUGCUCCUACUACCGCUCUCAGGUACUUGCAAAUACACUCAUUAAGAGCUGUUAAGAUGAAUGCUAGUUUGCAUGGAAAGAGGCAGAAGCCAUGGAACCAGAGCACAGCUGAAGUAUAUCAGCAUUGCUCACCUUUUACAUCCAUUUCAAUUAUCUUAUUUUGUAUUUUUGUGAGAAAUAAUUAAUUACAAUGUGCAUGUUAUAUCAGAGGCAAUACUUGGCCGCUUAUGACUUGAAAUAGGAUACAUGAGACUGCACAAGUGAGAUUAAACAAACAAUAACAUAGGUACUUUUUAAAAUGUUUUGUUCAGUUUUGGCGAAGGCUGUUUUUGGACCACAGCUUGUAAGUACGUAAAGGUAGAUAUGACGUAGGUGCACAAAGUAAACAGUGUCAUUUUCCGCAACAACUUCAAGAGCGAUGCUAAACUUCUCUACCACGCUCAAACAGCGUUACGCGAACCCAUAUGCAGACACUGUGUGACUGUGUGGGAGUGAAGUCUGGCAUCUCACUCAUCGCAAUAUCUGCGGUGCUGCUCGUGGCAAUAUCAUUUAGCUGAGUCUACCUUUAAUGCACUCAAGCCUAAGCAUAUGCAACAAAGAGUUUAUGGGUUUGUAGUGAGUGUGUGAUUGGAACAAUCUGCAGUAAAAAGUGUGUAAAAAGUAAACCCUAACCCUUAUGAGACUGUUUGAGCGCAAUUUAGUCAACCGUUUCAUUUAGGAACGAAAAACCUGAAUGACCUUUUGCCUCUUGUUUUUGAAUUGAUAUUCAGUCCAAGGUCUCAAUCCAGGCAAAUUUUUAUUCAAAUAAGAGAAUAUAUUAUUACUAAUUGUAAGUGAUUGAAACCACUAUCUCCCUUUAGCGUUUCGUGAUGUUUACGAGUCAACUUUUCUAUGUUGUUGACAAAUGGCUGUCUUUACUAGCGAGUGAAUGAGUGCGAAACAGUCAUGCAAAUAGAUCAAAGUCAUUCAAGCAUCCUCAAUUGAUGAAAAGGUCAAAUGUAUACUUCACUGAGUCGCACCAACGUUUUGAUGUGGGACGAUAAUGAUAAUGUGUAACAAUAAUAUUAGAAUAAUACUACUGUAGUAACAAUAACAACAAUAUUUGAUCAUCUUGAACUUGAGUACCUUGCAAUCCAGCAUACAUUUUCAACAUUAUUUUGCUCUACUAUAUUCUGGCUGUGAGUCUGCCAUCUCAGUAGUAUCCAGAGAUCCCCCCUUUGUAAACUGUCCUCCUCCUCUCCAACACGGUCUUCCUUUCUAUGAAAUAAACUCUAAAUGCAUUUUAGUCAUAUGUUUCAUGUGUGGAUUGUGUGUUGUAUUGACUCAGGCUUGCAAAAAAUGACAAAAUCUGAAACUUGUAUUUUAUCUGCAUUUGUUCUAGGUCUGCUUGUGAAUGUGUCACUUUCAUUAAUGAAAAGCAAUAUGCAGUACAACUGAACACCAUUUCAAACAUAGGUGUCGGGUAAGUUUGUCAAUGCUGCUAUUUAUAGGUAGUAUAGAACUGAAUCCGGAAAGAUGUAAAAAGAGGGAAUAAUAAUGUUGAACUGAUUUGUUAGGUUACAUACAACAAAGUUGUUACUGUCAAAAAACAUUUACACAAAUAUACUGGUGGUUUUAAAACUCUUGUACACUUGGUGGAUUUGUAGUGAGAAUGUUAGAUUCUUGGAUGGCACCAAAGCUUGGGAGAAAAAGAAACAUUUGACUUGAGUGUAAAUUUAGAAGAGUACUAUAAGAGUAUUUUUGAGCUUAUGUUUUUAUUACAUUGCUGUGCUACGAAGGCAACCUCGUGUUUCAAGGCAUCCAAUAAGGUUUGUGCUGUCAGGAAGGUAUUGCAAUUUUUCAAAAAGACCGAAAGCGUUGCUUGUUUUUUAAAUUUUAUUUUUAUUGUGCAUCCACCGAAUACUGUUCUGCAAAGUACUGUUGACUUGGUUUACAUAGAUUUUUACUUUGUAUUUCUAUUAUGGGAAUAGAACAACUAAUGUUAUAACAAUAAGGGAAUAUGGUGUCAAAAUGUUAAAUUGUGAACAUUACCAAAUCUGCUGUACAUGUUGUGGAAUUAAAAGUUUGUGCUGUUACAAUA
Molecule: messenger RNA, 3666 nt
Organism: Coregonus clupeaformis (lake whitefish)
Lineage: Eukaryota; Metazoa; Chordata; Actinopteri; Salmoniformes; Salmonidae
Product: ras-related protein Rab-3A
Exons: 5
Coding region: 75-734 (219 amino acids)
Biological process (GO): axonogenesis; protein secretion; maintenance of presynaptic active zone structure
Cellular component (GO): plasma membrane; synaptic vesicle; synaptic vesicle membrane
Molecular function (GO): GTP binding; GTPase activity
Source: RefSeq, a predicted model, not a curated record